AUGAAGCAGAAGUUUCGCAGUGAGAUUAAACUGCAUCCUCAAUGGAACCGUAUAUACGAUGUAGGUCAUAUAUACUGGACUGGUGCUCUUCAAGAUGGACGAGACCGUGGCAAAUUUGAUUAUUUUUGCCCUAUUGGGUGGAAAAGAUAUGCAUUUGAUGUUAAUGAUAAUUUUGAUGAGAAGUUUAAAGGUGGGUUGGCACCAGCCAGAUGCGCAGCACUAGGUAAAGGAAUAUAUGCAAGUCAAUCAAUAAUUUACACAUCUCAUCCAAGAUAUGCUGAAGUUAAACAAAUUGAAUCAAAAGAUGAAAGGAACUUUUUUAAAAACGGAAAAUAUGUUCAAUUUGUAUUACAAUGUCGCAUUCUUUCCAAAAAUAUAACAGUAGUGGGACCUGAAACAUUAGGAGUUGGAGGGAAAAUCGCUAUUGAUACGAAUGUAAGCAAUGAUGUUAUUGAAUGGGUUGUCAAGGCUCAAGAUAAAGAUCUAAUGGAUUUCAGUGAUCCGAAUGCUACUAUUGUUUGUACAGGACUAAUGAUACGUGUUACAGAUAAUCAUCCUGGUUUGUUACCUGAAUCACAAUGGUGGUAUUCAGGGCACAUCUGUGAAAGAAAGGCGUGUUGCUGCUUAGGUAUUGAUCUUAGUGAACUGAUAAAACAAAGAAACGAUGGAGUCAAAUGUAAUUUUAUAUAUGAGUAA
Rotaria socialis is the source of this 696-nucleotide messenger RNA. The record is from the annotation of a GenBank genome assembly. NCBI's taxonomy places the organism in Eukaryota, Metazoa, Rotifera, Eurotatoria, Philodinida, Philodinidae.